UUAUAGUUUAAAUACAAGCAAACAAACCAAAGGGCCAAGAGUUGAUAGAGGGGAGUUUUUUUGUGGACAAAUCUCCCUUCCAAGGAAACAGCAGAGCAGGAGAAGAAACGAAACCAACUGGCAUGCCAGUAUUGUCAAAUUCUGUUUCAGUUCCCAAUAGCCGAUUUCGGUUUCUAUUUACCAGCACAGAGCCAGCAUGACUAUAAAAAGGACAGAGAGCCCUAACAGCAGAUGCAGGCACUCGAGGGAAGUUCAGGCUGUGGAAGGACAGGGGAACGGAUUACUUUCCUUUACAACUUAAUGAUCCAUUGAAAUCAUGAGUGACAUUGUAAAAACUUCCAUAAAGAAGGCCCUGCUGAAGAUGGACUGCCACUUCACUUGGGUGCUGCUAAAGGAGGACAUUGAUCCGGAUGAACUGGAGGAAAGAAUUGCGGAUCAGAUUGAGUUUUUACACUCCAAAUCCAAAAUUCAGAAUUAUCACCUGCUAGCCUAUGUAAACUAUUUGAAUGGCAAGAAGGAAGAAGCUCUGAAAAACUUACAAAAGGCUGAAGAGGCUGUUAAAACAGCGCACCCUAGAGACGCUGAGAGGCAAAGCCUUGUGACCAGGAGUAACUAUGCUUGGCUGUACUACCAUAUGGACAAACUGGCAGAGGCACAAGAGUACAUAGACAAGAUAGAAAGAACCUGCAAGGAACAUGGAAGUGCCACACCUUAUAAGAUUAAACUCCCCCAGAUCCUUUGCGAAAAGGGGUGGGCCCUUCUCAAAUUUGGGGGGAAGAAUUAUGAAAAGGCCAAGGAAAGCUUUGCAAAAGCCUUACAAGAAGACCCCGACAACCCGGAAUUUAAUGUAGGAUAUGCGAUCACUGUGUACCGCCUGGAAGAUCAUUACGGGAAACAGUCUGCAGCAGAAGGCUCAUCACUGGAGCCCUUGAGGCGGGCAGUGCAGCUGGACCCGGACGAUGUCUUUGUGGUGCCCAUCCUUGCCAUAAAGCUGCAGGAAAUCGGUAAUACACCAGAAGGGGAAGAGUACAUUGAGAAAGCCCUUGAAAAACACCCAGGUGUUCCUUAUGUGCUGAGGUAUGCUGCCAAAUUUUAUAGGAAAAAGGGUGAUGUGCAAAGAGCCCUGAAGUAUUUGACAGAGGCCUUGAGCCUGACACCGAAUUCAGCCUUCUUGCAUCACCAGGUUGCAAUUUGUUACCGAAAACAAUUCUAUCAGCUUAAAAAAGCAAAUGGGAGAGGCCAGCCCACUGAAGAGAUGGAAGAGCUGAUCCGACUUUGCAUCGAUCAUUUAAAGAUAGUGGUAGAACGCAAAACCAAAUUUUUCUAUGCACAUCUGGACCUUGCCAACAUGUAUGCAGAAAGGGCACAGCUUGAGGAAGCAGAAGAAAUGUUCCAGAGGGUGUUUGCAAUGAGCACACUAAACAGUCUUGAUAAGCAGCAGUUGUAUGUCAGUUACGGAAACUUUAUGGAGUUUCACAGAAGAUCUGAAUCUGAAGCUCUGAAGUUUUAUCUGGCAGCAGUGGAAAUUGACCAAGAAUCAAUUGACAGAAAAAAAGCCAUAUGCAAUUUGAAGAGGUUAAUGGAAAAAAGAAUUAAGAGAGGUCUAGCUGAUGCAAAGAGUUUGGCUACUCUUGGGUUUGCUCACCGACUCCAUGAGGAAAAGAAAGAAGCAAUCGAAUGCUAUGAACGAGCCCUGAAACUGGAUCCUGGAAAUGAAGAAUAUCUCAGUGCUCUUUUGGAUUUGAGACUGUCUUUGCAAAGCUAAACUUUCCAACAUUGCUCAUACUUUCUUUCUUCUUAGUUAACACUAUUUUAACAUAUGUAGCAAUGUUCAUAAUCUUCUUAAUUUACCUUUAAUUAAAUAUCAAUAUUCAUUGAUGUGAUUGUGUUUUACCAUUUUGCCAUUUUUGCUGUAUUGCUUUGGCCACUAUAUUAUAUCACACAGAUAUCUCAGUUAACUUUUGUAGUUGAUAUGUUUUUUUAAAAAAAAUUACAUUGUAUUAGUUGUGGAGUAUUUUCUAAACCCAAUGUAUUGUGGGAUAUUAAAAUUCCCCAAAGUGUUUGUGUGUACAGCAUUAAAUGUGUUUCGUUCUUAAAGUAUGAUCCACCACUCCCCCCCCCCCCAAAAAAAAACCAAAAGGGGGAGUGAGAGUUAAAUUAAAAAAAAAAAGUAUGAUACUAUAAUAUGUAUAUAUGUUUUCAAUCACCCUGGUGAAUUCCACUCAAUGUAAGUGUUUCAGUAUCUCACAAAUGAGGUCCACUUGUACCUUAACUACUUCAUUAUUUUUCUCAGUACCAUACAUUAAAUUGACACAAAGGAUUA
Molecule: messenger RNA, 2323 nt
Organism: Anolis carolinensis (green anole)
Lineage: Eukaryota; Metazoa; Chordata; Lepidosauria; Squamata; Anolidae
Product: interferon-induced protein with tetratricopeptide repeats 5-like
Exons: 2
Coding region: 317-1765 (482 amino acids)
Biological process (GO): defense response to virus
Cellular component (GO): cytosol
Molecular function (GO): protein binding
Source: RefSeq, a predicted model, not a curated record